Molecule: messenger RNA, 1919 nt
Organism: Ceutorhynchus assimilis (cabbage seed weevil)
Lineage: Eukaryota; Metazoa; Arthropoda; Insecta; Coleoptera; Curculionidae
Source: the annotation of a GenBank genome assembly
AACAUAACCCAACUUUUCCAAAGCUACAAAAAGAACAAAAAAAUUAUUGAUAAUUAAUUUAAUUUUAAUUAAAAAUGAUUACUUACGAAUUAAUGUUACUGCUCCGUAUUAUGCCCAAGCCAGAAGUGAAACAGGUCCUUCAAAGGACAGCAGAUCAAAUUUUCGGAAAAGGUGGUUUCAUAAGAAAAAUUGAAAAUUUAGGUACUAGAGACAUGCCCUAUAAAACUAGCUCGCACGGUAUGGUACACAAACAAGCAAGCUAUUUCCUAUAUGAAUUCAAUGUGCCCCCGAGUAGCUUAGCGGACUUGUUGGACGAAUACGCACGUGACGUAGACGUAAUAAGACGAAGAAUUUACAAAAAAAGAGAACCUGAACCAUUUGAGUGUACUUUGCAGGAAGAAAUUUUACCUCCUCCUUACAGAAAAGACGUGCAAGAUAUGAUUGCAGAUGCCAAGAAACAUGAUAAACCCAAAUUCCAAUCUAAUACUGGAUUGGAUUAUUAUCCUUUCCAGAAAUAGAUGGAGUUCAUUUUAAAUAAAUUAGUAGUUAGUAUCUUUGAGUUUCUGUUGGACUUUAUUCAGUAGAUUUAUUUGCUUGGAGCAGUGAAAAAUAAACCAAAAAUCUAAUGGCAAGGGCAAGGUUUAAAAAAAUACAGGGUAUCUUUAAACCUUUAAUUAAAAAAUUAAACCUAUAUGUGGUAUGAUCAAUAAAAUAAUAAAUAAUUGUAAUUAACAAAAAUAUAAACUUAUUCAAGAUGGUUACAUGCACACAAAAAUAAUAUGAAAAGCUAAAUGAUUAUGAAUCUCAAAAAUUGAAAUGUUCAUAACCAGAAUGAAGAGAGGCCCUAAACCAACACAAUUAUUCUCACUCUAAGUCAAUUUUCAACUAAUUACCUAUGUAUUCAAAACAAGUCUCACCCAUAAAGUUUAUUCUUGAAAUUUGAAAAAUAAAAUAAUUCAUGAUGAAAAGUUUAUAAGACCCUGCUUCACUGUUUCUUUUUUUGUUUUAAUGAAUACCAUUAUUAAGGAAUUCCAAAAUAUGAACAUUAAAAUUAAAGAUUUGUCUGCCUUAUAUUUAUUAUAAACAUAUUUUUAAGCAUUUCCAAAAAAUCUGAUCACUUAAGGCAUCGGUCAAAGUAGAUGCCCCCAACAUAGCCGCCUCGAAUCGCCUUUUGAACAUUUUGCUCGAAUACUCGUCUAUUGCUAGUCAGAACUUCAGCAGCCUCUUUGUUUAGAGGAUCGUCCGGGUUGGGUUCCAAGAACAAAUAUUGCAGACCGUAAACGACACUGUUUAUGGUCAACACAGGUUUCCAAUCUUCUCUUAAUAUGUUGAGACAAACAUUGCCUUGUUGGUCGAUAUUCGGAUGGUAAACUUGAGUUUCGCAUUUUACUUUUGGAGGUUCGUGAGGAUAACUUGGACCUACUUUGAAGCUAAACACGAACCUACCGUUUUUAUAGAAACCCUAAAAUUAUAAUUGUUUUAUAAAUAAGGGAGGGGGAAUGUUUGCUUUUUUUUUACCUCAUCAGGGCAAAUCACCAACUUGAAAGUCAACAAAUCGUCAGGGUCUGGAAAUUCUGUGUUACAGGUCUUGGGCAAGUUCAGUUCAUUGAUAUCUGAAAAAGGUUUCGGAUAAAGUUUAUACAAAUAGGUUUACGUACAGAAUAGAAACCUUUAGUUAUCCUCAACUGGGCUGCAGAAGCUUUCUUUUGAUUUCCAGUUCGUGGCGUCGAUUCUCCGUCUUUUUUCUGUUGCUUUAACGAAAAUAACUUAAUCAUUUUUACAAUGAAUGAGGCACUCUACUAAUCUAAAUUCCAGUUAUUUACAUAAAACUAAGAAAAUGCGGAGAUAGAAGAUAGAUAUAUUUUUUUUAAUUUGAUUUUCUUUUUGUGUGUGUGUGUGCUGAGUGCAGCUGUAUUCUG